This is a messenger RNA of Oncorhynchus masou masou (cherry salmon), 347 nucleotides long. RefSeq names its product band 4.1-like protein 5. Lineage: Eukaryota; Metazoa; Chordata; Actinopteri; Salmoniformes; Salmonidae. The record is from RefSeq and is a predicted model, not a curated record. The annotation marks the transcript as partial. Gene Ontology annotation, cellular component: cytoskeleton. The transcript has 5 exons.
GACCCCUCUCUGUCCUGUCAGAAAAAAGCCAAGGGUGAGGAGCUGUUUGACCAGGUCAUGUACCAUCUGGACAUCAUAGAGAAGGACUACUUCGGACUACGCUUCAUGGACUCUGCACAAGUACCGCAUUGGCUUGACAUUACAAAAAACAUUAAAAAACAAGUCAAAAUCGGACCUCCAUACUGCCUUCACAUGAGAGUUAAGUUCUACUCCUCAGAACCCGACAACCUGCAUGAGGAGUUGACCAGAUAUCUAUUUGUAUUACAACUAAAGCUGAGACCUCCUCAGUGGCAAGUUAGAAUGCCUUUGGACACAGCAGUGGAACUGGCAGCCUUCUCGUUACAAAG